AAGCAGGUUGUGCUUGUAGACGUAUAAGUUUACGCAGGCUCCAAUUGUAGUAGACGGUUGCCGGAUUGAGGUUUAUUAUUGUGUUCAACGAUCAACCAAGCAAGCGGAGAAUGGCAACAGACGAGAGUGUGGCAUCAAUGACAGUUGAUGAUGAACGUGCAUUGAAUAACAAUGAACAGCCUCGCGAUCGGGGUUUAUGGCGUGACUUAGUGGCUUACUGGUUUCUAGGGUUGUGCAAUAAUUAUGGCUAUGUAGUGAUGCUAACGGCCGCUCAUGACAUCUUGAAGGAACUGGACAAAGGUUCCGAACACGAACGAGCGCUGAUACCAUUCCACAAUGAUGCGUCGCCAUUCGCCUCGAUGGAUAGAAGACCCUGCAACAAAAUCUCUACGGGAGCUAUCUUACUUGCAGACAUCCUUCCAGCUCUGUCGGUCAAGCUGAUUGCAUCUUUUCUGCCACUUUGGAAGCAUGCCCGCGUAUUGUUAUGCGUUCUGCUUGCUGCUACCGGUUUCAUUCUGGUAGCAUUUGCAUCUUACGAGUGGCUCCUGUUCCUCGGCGUAAUCUGUACCUCGUUUAGUUCCGGUCUUGGCGAAGCCACUUUCCUUGCAUAUGCGAGCUACUUUAACAAAAAUGUCAUCUCCACCUGGUCAUCGGGAACCGGUGGAGCUGGUGUUAUCGGGGCAUUAUCGUAUACUGGACUAACUGCAUUUGGGUUAUCGCCGAAAGCGACAAUGCUGGUUAUGCUAGUUGUCCCCGCGAUUGAAGCAGGUUGCUUCUGGUUUUUGCUGCGUCACAGAGACACUAGCAAUGAACCAGCUACGAACCGUGCGGAGGAAAGUGCGGAGAAGGUGGAUUACAGCGAAAUGCCCGAAAAUGAGCGCCCGCUAGAAAACUGGCGACAAAAGAUCUCGUAUAUUCCGUCAUUAUUUAUUUAUAUGAUCCCGUUGAUACUGGUCUACCUGUUCGAGUAUUUCAUAAAUCAAGGCUUGUUUGAGCUUGUUUACUUCCCAAAUAUAUUCUUGGAACAACAGGAGCAAUACCGGUGGUACCAAGUUUUGUACCAAGUCGGUGUAUUCAUAUCGCGAUCAUCGGUAAACAUUGUGCAGUUUAAGCAUGUUUGGAUUAUGGCUGUGCUUCAACUGGUUAACGUGAUUUACUUCACGUUCGAAGCCAUCUAUAUGUUUACUCCUACGAUAUGGAUUAUCUUCGUAAUAAUCCUAUGGGAAGGUUUGCUUGGCGGUGGUGGAUACGUCAACACAUUUUAUCGCAUGCAAACUGAAGUGCCGGAUGCCCGUCGGGAGUAUGCCAUGAUGGUUACAUCCAUCUCCGACUCGAUCGGCAUUGCGUUGGCCGGAAUUGCGGCGAUACCUUCGCACAACGCCAUUUGUGAUUUACCGGUACCUAAACGGUUAAUGUAGACUUGACUAAAGAUAGUAGGCGCCUAGCUUUACUAACUGGUUGAAUUUGUAUACCUCUAACUUUUAAAUACAUUAGAAAAAACAAUAAAACUAAAUAA
This is a messenger RNA of Sabethes cyaneus, 1516 nucleotides long. RefSeq names its product battenin (gene Cln3). The coding region runs from base 111 to 1418 and encodes 435 amino acids. Gene Ontology annotation, cellular component: lysosome; membrane. The transcript has 6 exons. Lineage: Eukaryota; Metazoa; Arthropoda; Insecta; Diptera; Culicidae. Gene Ontology annotation, biological process: regulation of intracellular pH; lysosome organization. The record is from RefSeq and is a predicted model, not a curated record.